Messenger RNA from Xiphias gladius (swordfish), 3713 nucleotides. It is a transcript of the gene simc1, whose product is annotated as SUMO interacting motifs containing 1. Bases 486 to 2783 code for a protein of 765 amino acids. The transcript is spliced from 10 exons. The record is from RefSeq and is a predicted model, not a curated record. NCBI's taxonomy places the organism in Eukaryota, Metazoa, Chordata, Actinopteri, Istiophoriformes, Xiphiidae.
UAUUGGCAACUGUAUACCGGUUAUGAUCCGCCAUACUACAGAAGAAAAACGUAAAGCAAACCAGGAAAACAUCAAGUCUCAGAUGUGCCAGUUAUCCAGUUGAACCAAACCAAAGGAACAUCAUGUCACUGCAUUUUUAUUUUUCGGAUGUAGCUGAGUUUUAACGUAGUUAACUGGUGGCGCCCCCCUUAACUAUGAAGAUACAGCCAAAAUCAAAACUGCCGGCAGCAUCAGGCGCAUGUAGCUGACGAUCUUAACAAGGAAAUGCCACAAGCCCUGAGGUUACAUGUCUCACCGGAGGAGUUAUCUUGUGUUUUCUACAAAACGUGAUGGGGAAUUACACAUUAACGCCCGCUCCUUUUUCAGCAGGACCGUUGCGACUGUCAUGGGCCUGCUUUAGGUAAUGCUCUGGUGAGCUGGCCAGUAUUACCCAACAUUAGCUGCUGAAAUUUGGGCCUCCCCUGAGGUUAAGUUAGUGAGGAGAAAUGGAUGAUGCGAUCAUUCUCAGCUCAGACGACUCCGAUGUGGAAAUCGUCGGCUCCUUCACGACCAAGGCUGAGCCGCUGCCCCUCACGUCUGUGCGGGUCGAGGUCGAUGCCCUGAGCGUCAACGUCCCACCUCAUUAUAUUGACCUCACUGAUCCAAGAUGGACUGUUCCAGAGCUGAAAAUGCGAAAAAGACAAAAUUCCACUGCCUUGGCAGUGGUAGACUUGACUGAAAGCGAUUCGGCAAAUGGGACUGAACAGGAGAUAAAGAAUAUGCUACCAGGUGACUGUCAAAUAAAAAAUGAAAGUUCAAAUAAAAAUCAAACCUCAAAAAAACAAGAUAUUAACCUACAAAAGAGCUCUUCAAGUGACUCAGCUUUUCUCGCUCCACAGCAGGACUGUGGUAACCUAAAGCCAAAGAUGAGAUGUUUGAAUUCUCAAACACAACACCAAAAGCACAGCUAUAAAGGACAUCCUUGCCAUCACACACCUGCUGUAAAAUUGAGACGACUGCCUUUUCUUGAAACGCAUGUCAGGGAACUGAAAACAUCAAGGUUUUCUGUCCAUUUAACCAGAGACUGCACACAGAUGUCCCUGUGCUUUAGACAACUGGACAAUAGCGAUGCACCAGAAUGCAUUGGUAAUUUGACGACGACUUCAGCAUCAAAUGGUCCUUGCAUGGAACCUUCACUGGAUGAGUCUCCUCCUAAGGUGGCUGAAUCACUUAUUGGACAGGAACAACAGGAGAACAGUAAUGAAUUUACAAUCACACGGUUAUAUGACUUCUCUGAUCACUCAUCCCCCCACUCUCCCACCACCAGACUGAACCCUUCUGAGCUUUUUAACCUUGACUCUUUGCCCCACAGAAGUCCUGUAUCUCAUGAUCUUAAGAGCCAAGUCGACCCAACACCAACCUCUGAUCAUACACCAGUUGAAAACAGGUCUGAAUGGCAAUCGGAUGAAGCUAAGACGGAAAGGGCCUCAAACAGCCCUAACUUCUUGUGCUUAAGCAUUCCUAGUGAAUCUCCUUUGUCUGUAUCUAAAACUGAGGACAUGGAUGAAAGAUCUGGGACCGGGACAUAUAGAGGGGAUCUGGGAAUUGACAGUCCACUGUCUUUUGUUUGGCAAGAGGGGAGUGAUGGAGAAGAAGUGAACGAAGAGAGCAGAUUUGAUAUGGACUUCAGGGCGGCCAGUCAAGAGGACAGGCAUUUUGUGUGCCCAGUUACACUCAGAAAAAUAAUGUCUGGACCAGGUCAAGCCUUGAUUGAUGUGGAGGAUGAAGGCUUUGGAACUCCAGAGGUGCUAUGCCGUCAGAGCCUGAGCCUGGUUUACAGUACCAUCGAUGAGAACUACCCAGAGGGCACUUUGCAGCUUUUGUCUGACUUACUACAACCUGGUUACUAUCCCCCCAGAGAUAUCACUAUGCAUCUACUCCGCAGCAUUCUGCUCGACCCACAGUGUCCCCAUCACCUGGGUGUGCAGGCCUUUAACCUGCUGAUGAGGACACAGAGACACCACAUGGCUGAUAAAACCACAGUUCCGUGGGACUGGGAAUUGUUGACCUCAGUCGUGGCCAGUCAGGACUCUACAAAGAGACAUCGAUGUGAGGUUGUGCGCAUGCUCCUGGAGUAUGUUGUGCAGACAUUGGAAGAUGACUUCCAGGCCAAACGUUCUAUUUCUGCCCUCCACCACUCGAUUGCUAAAGGCACAUUGUCAUGUGAUCAGCAGUUCCCACGAGUCAGAGACGUCAUCAAAUGGCUUUUUUCUGCCAUUAUGAAGUCGACAGAGAAUGAAGAGAGCAGAGAGAGAGAUGAACAAAUCAGAAUGGUGUCCAUCUUCCAGAGGAUGCUGUCUCUUGCUCUGGAGGUGGACCGCUCUCCAGCUCUCAACUCUGCCAAGCUGUCCCAGGAGCUCUUCCAUAUGCUCAUCAGCAAUAUGCCUUUGCGAGCACAUAGGAAGUUGUUGCUAGAGAGCCUGCAGAGCAAGCUGCUGAGAUGUAAGCUAUUGGAACAUCUAUUGGACUAUGCAUGCCCACUGAAAAUCUCUCUGCCCAUGUCACUUAGUCUGCUGCUUCACUUUCUGAAGAACUGCACUCUGGCACCAGACCCUACGGAUGGUACUGGAAGAUGGCAGAGGUGGGAAGAGUUGGUCCAUCUUCUCUGGAUGUUGCUGCUCAGCUACAACAAAGCAAUGAAAGCAGAGAAGACUGAUCCUGAUCACCUGGUCAAAUGUCUUUCCCUUUCCUCUACUUACCAUCAUUCCCUGUCUCAUAGUCUCUCAUCACUCAUUUUAAAAUAGGUAGCUUGUGGAUUUAUUUUAGCAAAGCAUUGUCUUUAUUUCUUUAUACUAUAUGCCGAAUUUAGUUAUGCAAAAUAUGAGAGUGGUGGCCUUAAAAGGUACUAUAUGUAACAUUUAGACAACCCUUAUUAAUGACACUGGGGGUCGUUAAGUGAACUGUAGUCAUCAUCCUGUUGCUGGUGUUUGCAUGCAUGUUUUGUGCUGGGAGCUGGUUGUUUGUUGACGUUAGCGGACUCCAUUUCUAACGCUAACGUUAACUAGUGUUGCACACUGCUGGCGCUGUAGGAGAGCAGAAGAGAGGCAUUUAGGCAAGGCACUCUUGAGCAAGCAUAAACGUCACAUCCUUUGAAUUUUCCCGGAAAAUUCAUCCCGAGUCUUUUACAUAGAAAUCAGUCCACAGGCUGUUAUAGGCAACCAAGAAAGUUGGCGAAGGUCUCAGUUUCAAAGUUAUGAUCCGUUUCAAUCGGUUCACACAUUGGCAAUAAAAAAGUGAUUAAUAGCUGUAAAUUGCUUCACAUUCUUACAUAUAGUACCUUUAAUACACAAUUUUUACAUUUCUGUGCUUGGUCCUUUUCUUUCGAUGUGAUUGAUUUUUAAUCAUCUGUUUGAAGUUUUUUAUAUUGUCAUAAGAGUAAAAAUAUAUUUUUGAUAGCCUUUGACAUUUAAACGCUGAUUUCAAUAGAUAUUAUCUCUGCUGGAGAAUUCCUCCAAGACAUAGGUUGUAUUAAUAUUUUGAUACCCAAUGUACCAUAUCCCUGAAUAUUUAAACAUUUUACCAAUAAGUAAAGUUAUUUUACAUCUGUUAUCCCCAGGCUAUCUGUGCAACUCAGUCACUGAACAAAGAGGCAGAGUUAGCACACUCGUCUACAAACCGGAUGAUAAGGUAUCCAAGCUUGCCAUUCGUGAAGCUGUCGAGACCUUCCUAUUCAG